AGCAACAUCUUGCUACACACGAGAGAGAAAACCAUCUCUCAACAGUAACCUUCGCUAGUUCUCCCUAUAUGGCUUCCAACGGGAGCAAGUUGGCCGUGUUCAUGGCGUGCGCGCUCCUCCUUGCCGGCAGCACGUGCCACGCCGCCCGCAACCUGGCCGACAUGACGCCGGCGGCUGCCGCUCCGGCUGCUAGCGCCGUGCCAACGGACACGGUCACCCUGAUGCCACCAAUGCCGUCGGUCACCCUGCCCACCAUGCCGCAGGUGACGCUGCCGCCCAUGUCCUCUAUCGUCGUGCCCAAGGUGGUCCUGCCGCCCAUGCCCAAGGUCACCCUCCCCACCGUGCCGCAGGUGACGAUGGCGCCGAUGCCCGCGAUUGUCAUGCCCAAGGUGACCCUGCCGCCGUUGCCAUUCGUCCCGAAUGUGAACGUGCCUAUGCCGUUCGCGGCACCACCCCCGUCAGCGUAGGCGCGGCCGUGCGGCGGUGCGCCUUGUCCAGCAUAGGGCGCCGUUCAUCUGAGUGUGGCGUCAGGUCACUCCGUGGACACGACGUACAUUUUCUUACAUGCAAGCUCGGUGUGUUUAUAUGCGAUGUAUCACAGUAUCAGUAAUUUUUACCUUUUUUUUACUUCUCAAUAGUGUAUGUACUGGUAGUGUUUGAGUUUGACUGUUGAGGGUUUUGUCCCAUUGUACGUAUUUCUUGAUCUUCUUACAUACAAACUAUUUACGGUAUGUUAUUUUUGUCUUCUA
Triticum dicoccoides is the source of this 749-nucleotide messenger RNA. Its product is annotated as periaxin-like. The transcript has a single exon. The record is from RefSeq and is a predicted model, not a curated record. Lineage: Eukaryota; Viridiplantae; Streptophyta; Magnoliopsida; Poales; Poaceae. Bases 69 to 467 code for a protein of 132 amino acids.